Messenger RNA from Paraglomus brasilianum, 711 nucleotides. The record is from the annotation of a GenBank genome assembly. NCBI's taxonomy places the organism in Eukaryota, Fungi, Glomeromycota, Glomeromycetes, Paraglomerales, Paraglomeraceae.
AUGAAGAUUUCUGUAAUUUUUAUAGUGGUUGUUGGUUUAGUCCUUUUUUCAUCUGCCACUCCACUCGAGAAGCGUCGUUUUGGUCAAGAACAUUCCAAGUUUGUUGAACCACUUUACCAAAAAAUGCGCGACAGUGCUGUGAAUACCAAUUAUGGCGCACGAAUUGGAAAUCUGUCUGGCGAAGCCGUAAAUGCUCUUCUUGCCGCUAAGCCUGCUUGCAGACAACAGCUUGUGGCGGAUCACUUGAUAUUUUUUGCGAAAACAAUGGGUGCUGAUAAAUCAAUUCCAGAUGGAAAGAAAAAGGAAAAAUUUUUAAUUGAAGUAGCAAAGAAAUAUCGAACCGCAGAGAGAAAUACCAACGAGGUUGGAAAACCGAGUUUCUUGUGUGCGAGAAAACCAUUCUUCAAGGAGUUAAAUGGAAUUGUACAAAAGCAAGAUCCUGAUGCGAAAACAAAACCAAAAACGCCUACAGACGCUUUUAAUCUGGACGAACACUAUGACCCACUUGGCAAGCUUGAUAAUGGAACUUUCCAAGUAAAAAAAUUCACCUUUAACGACGUCGGCGCCGCACACAACCGUCAGUGUGCUAUUCAGCACAAUGCAUGUGCAGAUUCUUUCAACAAAGACAAGAACCCUAAAAUUCCUAACGUUGGCGCUUGUGACAAGCAACAAGACGUUUGUUUUCAGGGCCCCCCCGUAUUUGCAAAAUAA